Molecule: messenger RNA, 3351 nt
Organism: Corylus avellana
Lineage: Eukaryota; Viridiplantae; Streptophyta; Magnoliopsida; Fagales; Betulaceae
Molecular function (GO): protein binding
Source: RefSeq, a predicted model, not a curated record
ACGCGCCGGCCACGACUCCCUUCCUUAAGAUUACAGCAACACGUAGAUCCCACCCUCACCGCUGGAAACACUUACGGGCUGUGAUGUAGUGACGGUAAGUAACAGUAGAGUGAGGAUAGAAUCGCCCCACGACUUACUCAAACUGAUACAUUAAACCGAUAUAUAAACCCAUGUAAAGAGGAAUACAAGAGAGAGAAAGAGAUUGAGAGAGAGACGGAGAGAGAGGGGUUUUGUGGGUUUUUCAUUUGUGUUUGGCUGAUAGGAAAACUUUAAGCCAGAGCCGCAAGGUAUUUUCUCGGACGAGAAAGCGAGGGAAAGUACAAAAGAUGGGGAGUGAAAGCAAGAAUGAAGGCGUAGAGGGGAUUUCGCCGAAGACGAAGAAGGUGGUGCAGAGUUUGAAGGAGAUUGUGAAGCACUGUACGGACCAGGAGAUCUACGCCAUACUUAAAGAAUGUAACAUGGACCCUAACGAAGCCGCUCAGCUACUCCUCUCUCAAGAUACUUUUCACGAAGUGAAGAGCAAACGUGAAAGAAGAAAAGAGAUGAAGGAUACACAAGAAUCAUGGUCUCGUGUUAACAAUGGUGGUUUGAAUCGUGGAGUUAGGGGUAAUAAUGGCACGCGUAAUGUUGGAUGGAGUGGACCAACUCAAACUAGCUAUAAUGAACUUGGUAAAGCAGCAUACGAUGGAGAGAAGGGGUCAGUAGCUUCUUCAUUCUCCUCAUCUAUAACUCAUGCAGAGGGAAAAACCAUGAAUCAGCAAACUUUACUGCAUAGUGAUUCUUUUAGUACUGAUAAUAGAAGACAGUCAAUAGGAACAGGUGAUCCCAUGUCUACAUCUGCACAGCUGUCUCCAGGGUUUCAGUCUGCUUGGUUGGGGGCCACCAUAGCGCGUCCUUCAAUGGCCGACAUUUUGAAGAUGGGUAGGCCACAAAACAAGGGCUCACAGACGUCUUGCACGCCUCAAGAUGCAGUCACACCGAACUCAUCCCUUUACUGUGCAAAGCCUUCCCAUGUUUCUGCUACUUUGCAACAAGAAUGGCACCAAGAUUUGCACCCACAAGAUCUGUCUAAAAUGUUAGAGGCAAUCAAUGAAUCUGGUGCUAGUGCUCGCCAGCAUGUUUUAAAUGAUGAAUGUCCUGUGAUCGAGGAGCCAACAGCUAAUGGUGGGUCAUCUGUUGCAGAUGCACCUGCUGCCUCGGAAGCUGAGAUAUCCUGUAAUCAGUCUAACUCCCAUGAUAAUAGAGCUAACUUUUUUAGGAACUGUGUGUCAGACGCGGUCCGGGUGUUGAAGGGGGAUGUAAGUGAAAAUCUUAGUUUUGACCCUGUCAGAUGUGAUUCUGCAUCUAGUAGGCAGAUCAUCAUGAACAAUGCUGGAGGAGCAUCUGAUUGCGAUAAUUUCUUAUUGAAGGAUAUAAGUUCGUAUGGUUCUCAUAUGGCCUUUGAGCUCCAGGAAGGUAGUGGCUCACAUUUAUCCUUUCCAAAUCAUUCAGCACCUUUGACUGAUGAUACCAAUGUAGAUGUGUCAUCAACUACUGCAACCUUGCAUCGACUAAGUUUAAGGAAUGAGGAGCCAGCUGUGCCUACAACAGAAGAUAACUGUGCAUUAGUCCUUCCAAGUCACCUGCAAGCUUUGGCUGCCGACUGCUCACAGUUAAGCUUCGGUACCUAUAAAGCGAGCAGUAAUUCUUCAUUUUCUGAGCCUCUUGGGUCUAAUCCAUCAAAACUUGACUGGGGAAAGGCCUCUGUUGCAAUUGAUGGUUCAUAUGGGCACUUGGAUUCCAGAAAUUCAGGGCACACUGGUGACGAGCAACUUAGAUCCAUGUAUGAUACUUUUACAGGGGCUGCUGAUGCUAGAAAUUAUGAUUUAACUGUGUCUUCGCAGUCAGAGUUGAUGAACCAUACUAUUCCUGAGGCAACAGUUGGACGUGAAUUGCUAACCAAUGCAUUUCUAUCUGAUUCUGAUUUUAAUAACUCUCAACAGCCAACUUCUGCAUUCUCUUUUGCUAGGGCAGACUCGCAAAUCAGAAAUCUUCCUGCUUUUUCAAGUGAAUUGCAUUCUUAUUCAGAUACCAUACAAAGUGAUUUGUUUGCAUCGACUAUUAAAUCUUUGAGAGAUUCUGAUGAUCUUCUGCAUUCACCAUUCCCUGUGACACCGUCGAUACCCUCAUUAUCCAAAAGUGCUGGGUCACCAUUAAGCAGUUCGACCAACUCCAUGUUAAAGGUUUUGAAUCCUGCUGCCUUUUCUAAUGUUCAGUCAUCUUCUGUACAUCCGCAUCGCCUUUAUCAGCCUUACACUCAAGCUAACCUUACUUUGGAACAAUUAGCCAAUGGGAUUAGGUAUCCUUCACUGCCUCGGACUCAAGCAUAUAUGACAUCUGCUAUGGACCGAGGAUAUCCUGGCAAUAGUGCAUCCAAUCAAUCUCUUGCAGGAAUGAACUACAGCCUUCCACAAUACAAUAGUGGAGCCCCAUCAAGCAGAUUACCUCUACCUGCUAAUGCUUCUGGUUAUGGGAAUUUUGGGACUCAUACAAAUUCUGGAAGGUUUCUGCAUAACCCAUCCACUGACCUUACAAUCUCUCAUGGUGGCUAUGAUGAAGUUUUACAUUCCAACUACAUGGGGGGAAAUAAUUUUACUCCAUUUCAACAGGAUGACGGCUUUUCUGCGUGGAACUACGGACCUGGUUCAAGAACAAUGUCUUCUGUUCCAGACAGCACAUAUUACAGCUUAGCGGAACGGAAUCAACAGAUUAAUAGAUAUCGAUUUGGUCAGCAGAACUCACAAUAUCAUGGAGCUCCAGGCCAGCAGAAUUCACAACAUCAUGGACCUCCAGGAUACCCCGAUUUCUCUCAUUCAUGACCAGGGAUCACAAAAGAACAUCAGCAGCAGGGCCCUAGUGAUUUGAUAAUCCUAAGCGGUUCUCAGGACACUCCGUCUUAGCACUUGAAAUUUGGCAACGUAGCUACUAACAAUUUCCGUGCUUUCAUUUCUUCCUUUCGCCCGGGUGCUGUAGUGAGUUUGGAAAAAGGCAAAUUAGGGUGUUAUAUGAGAGUUAAAUUGAGAUUUUUGUUUUGUGAUGCUUUUGAGUGUUUGGCGCUGUCCAAUUGUACAUACUUAAAAGUUUAGUUGACGAUGCCCACUGCCUCAAUAUUGUAUUCUACGUAAUUUCAAGUUGGGGCAUGAUUUUUGAGUUAGGCAUCUGGCUAAUUUUGAUUCUUCUCACAGGGAAUUUCUGAUCAAACAGUUGAAUAGAAUUCUUAGUUUAGGAUCCAACUUUUUGGUUUUGUAACAGAUAUUUUGGAAGGCACUAAUCGUGUUCCUAUUUUUUCUACUAGUAUUGAUUUGUUAUUUA